AGCCCAACUCCCGUUAUCGUUGCAAUAAAAAGGCGAUCCACGCCAGGGAAGUGCGAUACAUGAAUGCCGUUGAACAACAAAAAGGUUGAGUGCCAAAGUCAGGUCCAGUGAAUUCAACGCAAACGCAGUGUUCGGCGUUUUCCAGGCGAUCAAGUCCACAACCGUUUAAUAUAAGAAACAAAAGGAGUUCCACAAUGUACCACUUUAACAUAAAAGCAAUUGUACUCUUUUCGUACGUACUACUUCUCGCUCUCCAAACGACGACUGCACGGCCGCUCAGCUCCCACGAACACAAGCCAGCCACACAGCAGCCUUACGGCUUUUUGCCAAAGACGAGAGACCGUGACAUGGUCACUGAGUUCCCACACGCCGUCGAUGAGCCAAUACUACACGAAUUGGAUGCGGAUUUAAUGAAAUUGGCCAAUGUUUAUAUGCAGGCGCUUUUCUCCGGCACACACACGGCUGAGUUGGAGGCGGAGUUGGAUGCCUUGGAGCUGCGUCUCUACGAUUUGUUAGACUCGCUUUAUAGGGAGGACCGUAUGCCGGAAUAUAUGAAGUAUGAGGCUGAGGUUACGCAUCAAAUGAUUGUCUACAACUUGCUGAAGAGACUCUUUGGGUACGCAAGAGAUGAUGCGGCCGCGUAGAAAGCUGAUGAAGUUGACGAAGGCAAGAAAUGAGGAUCGCAUGAGCGCCAGAGACAGCAGUAAAUAAUGGGAUUUGCAACUCAGCAGAAUUUUCGCGAAACAGUGGGGUUAUUGUGUCUGGCAAGGGAUCAAAUGGUGCAUAAAACAGUUAGUGCUAAGUGCUUAUGAAAUUAGGGUUUUAAAUGUGUGUUGUGGAUUGAAAGAGAUUACAUUUAAAGGAUGCUUCACUUGUAAGUCCAAUCAGUGAAAUUUCUCCAUAUGCAAAUAUUUAUAUAUAAAUCUUAAAGUUAUUGCUCGAGGAGGAUAUGAUGGUAUGUACUUAUUGCAGAGAGGUAAAUUGCGCAUAAAU
This is a messenger RNA of Bactrocera tryoni, 993 nucleotides long. RefSeq lists its product as uncharacterized. The record is from RefSeq and is a predicted model, not a curated record. The coding region runs from base 195 to 644 and encodes 149 amino acids. The transcript has 2 exons. NCBI's taxonomy places the organism in Eukaryota, Metazoa, Arthropoda, Insecta, Diptera, Tephritidae.